ACAAAAAUGGCUGCAAUUAUUCACUGAUUAACACUUGAGUUGUGUUUUGUUUGCAAAUAAUUGAUUGUUGUUUUGAUCGUGUGUUUUCUGUCACUAAUUGUGUUGUAGUGUCCGUAAGAGUGUUAUUGAGUGGCAUUUGAUCCGUUGUGGUGACAACACGCCCACCACUUGUGGUGCACUUUUUGCCGCCAAUCGUAAGGCAAUCGUAAGCCAUGUUUUACUCGGUGUUUGUGUUGGGAAAGAAGGGUCCGUUGGCCAGAGUCUGGUUGGCCGCGCAUUGGGACAAAAAGAUCACUAAAGCGCAGAUCUUGGAGACCAAUAUCGUGGAGAGCGUCGACUCUAUCCUUCAGCCAAAGGUGAAGCUGUCGUUGAGGACAUCGUCUCAUCUACUGCUGGGAAUUGUCCGCAUUUACGCGCGAAAGACGCUGUAUUUGCUUCAGGACUGUCAGGACGCGGCCUUUAAGAUCAAGUCUGCGUUCAGACCGGGAGCUGUGGAUCUGCCCGAUGGCAAGACAGAGGCGGCCAUCAGUGCCAUCACAUUGCCAGAGAUGCUCGACUUCAUCAACGACUUUGAUCUCAUCGCUGAGCCGCCAAUGCAAAUGGAACCGCCGGCGACCAGCGCUAACAUCCGUAACAUAACACUAGUGGAGGACAUCUCCAGCAUUCAUGUGGACGACCCGCUGAUGCAAGACGUGAGAGAGUGGUCUGACAUGUCGUCCAUUCACGCCAGUGAUGGCGGAAUCAACUUAAAGGAGACGCCAGUGAUGGGCAAAAGUGGCGCCAAAACGGGUAUCGAUCUGUUCGAUAGGCCGGCUCUGGACGACGGCUUCGGCGGCGAACUCGGCGUCGGUAUUGUCGACGACGACGACGACAUGUUUGGCCUACGAGUGCCGCCCGAAGCCAUGGAUCAGCAACAGCUCGACCAACAGCAACAGGAAGUGCCCGAACAACAGCCCAAAAGCGUUCAAAGGCCGGACUCUGCGAUGUCUGACCGCUCGGACAGUAUGUCUUACGGCGCGCCCGCAUCGAUGGCUCCGUCUGGUCCGCCCUCAACGCCCGGAUCCGUACCUCCCGUUCCCGACGACGACGAAGAGAUGCCAUUCGCGGCGCCCAUUCCUCCCGCACCGCAACAACAACAGCACCAGUCGUUCGACGCUCUCGAAGGCGUCCGACGGGACGGUUCGCUCGACCCGAAGAUAUCCGACGCUUACGACACUAUGGUUUUGGAACCCCUGGAAGCGCAGGGACUCGAGAAGAGGCGCAAACGGCGCAAGAAGUUAGGCAUUUUGAUCGAUGAGGUGAAGACCCUCUCCGGCGAAGAGAUGAAAGCACAGCUGUCGGACACCACAGACAUCAUCACUACAUUGGAUUUGGCGCCGCCUUCCAAGAAAUUGAUGCACUGGAAGAGGACGGGAACCGCUGAGAAGAUGUUCGCACUGCCCGAACGACUCAUGCCCUGCGCUCGACUACUGAUCCUCUAUUCGCGACACUUGACGACCACUCGUAUUGAAGCCGAUAUGGAGGACCAGUUGCCGGAGGGAGAGCUGAUGAAUGGACACAACGACGCGCCGCCACCGCUGCCAGAGUUGGACGAUCUCGAGGAACAGUUGCCCCCACUGUCGCCCAUUCAAGACCUACAGCCGCCCAAAACCCCGAAGACUCCCUCCUAUACCCGAACGCCGCCCAAAAAGAAGCGCAAAACAGAGGAACGCAAACACAAAGAGCCCGUCAAUCAUCACAUCACUCGCGACGAACCCGAAGAACAGGACUCACAUCUGCGCGACGUGUCCUCCAUUCAGAACAUUCGGGCCGGAAGUCUGGCCACUGAACAGCCCUUUCAACACCCCUUCGACACCUUCCAGGAGGAGGACGACGACGACGACAUGUAUAACGCACCCAUGUCUGUCGGACCGCCUGAGCCGAUGUUUGAGGGCGAGACGGAUGAGCAGUUUGAGGAGCGGAUGACCAAACGUCGCACAGAUAUCCUGUUGAGGUAUAUGGUUACACAACUAGAGGAGGGGCCCCUCCUCUUCACCAAUUUGGUCAAACAUAACCGCAGAAAACAGGUCGCACAGAAGUUCUUCUCAUUGUUAGUGCUUAAGAAACAACAGGCGAUUGAAUUGACACAAAACGCGGACUUACCGUACGCUGAGAUUUAUAUAGAGAAGGGUCGGCGCUAUGAAGAGUCACUUCUCUCCUCAUCCGUCUCCUAA
Medioppia subpectinata is the source of this 2213-nucleotide messenger RNA. NCBI's taxonomy places the organism in Eukaryota, Metazoa, Arthropoda, Arachnida, Sarcoptiformes, Oppiidae. The record is from the annotation of a GenBank genome assembly.